Messenger RNA from Alosa alosa (allis shad), 957 nucleotides. RefSeq names its product phosphopantothenoylcysteine decarboxylase (gene ppcdc). Gene Ontology annotation, cellular component: phosphopantothenoylcysteine decarboxylase complex. Gene Ontology annotation, molecular function: FMN binding; phosphopantothenoylcysteine decarboxylase activity. The transcript has 6 exons. Gene Ontology annotation, biological process: coenzyme A biosynthetic process. The record is from RefSeq and is a predicted model, not a curated record. Lineage: Eukaryota; Metazoa; Chordata; Actinopteri; Clupeiformes; Clupeidae. The coding region runs from base 192 to 878 and encodes 228 amino acids.
GGAAGUUAAAGCAACACUCGCUCACGACAGACGCGGCUUGUCAUUUUGUGUUGUCAGGUGUUGUUGUCCAUGUGAACUUUAUUUUUGACGUAGAAUUACAAUACGUUUGAUGUAUGGAAUACAAUACAGAGCACCUGACAAUUAUAGCUUAGCUGUAUGUGUGCAAAGUGUUAAGAAAGUAACGUUAAAGAAUGCAGACUGAUGGCGUUGGAGUACAUUGUCCGACCGACUUGUCACAUGCGACUGAUACGAAGAUUCAUGUUCUUGUAUGUGUAACUGGCAGUGUCGCGGCACUUAAAUUACCCUUACUGGUGGGUCAGCUUCUUCAGAUUCCCGGGGUGGAGGUGCGUGUGGUCACCACUGAGCAUGCCUGUCAUUUCUAUGACGUCGCUGAGAUACCUGUGCGAGUGUACACCGAUAAAGACGAGUGGGAGAUGUGGACACAGCGUUCUGACCCCGUGCUGCAUAUCGAGCUCCGACGCUGGGCACACCUGUUGCUCAUCGCCCCCCUGGACGCCAACACCCUGGGCAAGAUCGCCAGCGGCAUUUGUGAUAACCUCCUGACGUGCGUUGUGCGGGCGUGGGAUCUACGUCGUCCUCUGCUUUUCUGUCCAGCCAUGAACACGGCCAUGUGGAACCACCCCAUCACUACCCGACAGAUAAGCACGCUCACUGACUUCGGCUAUGUGGAGAUCCCCUGCAUCGCCAAGAAGCUGGUGUGCGGAGAUGAAGGAAAAGGUGCCAUGGCGGAGGUGAUGACGAUCGUGGAAACUGUCAAACAGUACCUUCCCAGUGCCGCUCCAUGUCAUAGCUCACACAUAAACGUUACAGGGUCAACUGCUGUGCCGCUUCACUCUGCUACUGAAGGAUCAGGCUGACUGCAACUGCUAUGGAUGGCAGGAAAACACAGUACACGUGAAUUUCUAGAUGAGUGAAUAAAUGCACUUACUUAACUGA